AUGGCUGGGUCCUGGCCACGCUGGAGCAGGGAUGUCGGUGUGGCUGCAAGUCGAGAGAGCGAUAACCACGCGACCCAGCCGCUAAAAGAGACCGGAGACCAGCCAAGACGCAAGGAGGGCCGUUGGCUGGAUGUGAUGUGUGAUGGGAUGAGGGGAGCACGGGCAAUGUACGGAUCGCGAUGGAAGAAGUCAAAUCCACAUGAAAAUGCCAAAAAGGAAGAAGCAGGGAAGGGGGUGGGAUUAGCGUGCAGAGAAGAUGCAGCCGACAGGGAAGCUACAGUAGAUCGAAGGCACUUAGGCAUAGCAUCGGGCAUGGAUGGGGAGGGGGAAGCAAUAAUAGUCGGAGACGAGUAUAAGCUUGUCUGGUCAGUCGGUGUAGCCAAGAACUGUCACAGCUGCCCCGUUCGUAACGCCCGAGGGGGUAACUGGCGGGGGGUUGGCACUUCAUCACAGUGCAGCCAAGAUCCAUCUCUUCUCCCUUGA
This is a messenger RNA of Aspergillus niger, 483 nucleotides long. RefSeq lists its product as hypothetical. The record is from RefSeq and is a predicted model, not a curated record. The transcript has 7 exons. Bases 1 to 483 code for a protein of 160 amino acids. NCBI's taxonomy places the organism in Eukaryota, Fungi, Ascomycota, Eurotiomycetes, Eurotiales, Aspergillaceae.